Messenger RNA from Ochlerotatus camptorhynchus, 1407 nucleotides. RefSeq names its product gustatory and pheromone receptor 32a-like. NCBI's taxonomy places the organism in Eukaryota, Metazoa, Arthropoda, Insecta, Diptera, Culicidae. Gene Ontology annotation, molecular function: sweet taste receptor activity. The transcript is spliced from 4 exons. Gene Ontology annotation, biological process: sensory perception of taste; chemosensory behavior; male courtship behavior. Bases 1 to 1407 code for a protein of 468 amino acids. The record is from RefSeq and is a predicted model, not a curated record. Gene Ontology annotation, cellular component: axon; dendrite; membrane.
AUGAAGAAGAAGAAGGAGAAGAAGAAGAAGAAGAAGAAGAAUAUAAAGAAGAAGAAUAAGAAGAAGAAGAAGGAACUGCUGUUACCACAGUUAGCAAACGUUCCACGAAUGAACAUCAAAACCUGGCGAAACAUGAAGGAAAAGACAUCAACCACCACAAUCACCUCAAUCGUUCAGAUGAACACCAAAUUCUACCGCAUUCUGGGCCUCAUUCCGUACGAUAUGAAGACCUCCCGGAUCAAGUUGUCGAAGCCACUGUGCUGUGGGAUCGGAACCUUCAUCACGCUGUACUGGACUUCACUCGUCAUCUCGAUCGCCACCAGGGUCUAUGGAAACGAUCGGAUUUCUCGUAUUUCAAACUAUUUUCAACUAAUCAGCAAUGCCAUCAUGUUGACAACGCUGCUGAUCUCGCCGGCGUUCAAGGUCAAAAUCUUCGCGGAGAUUAUUCGUUCUUUGAAGAAAUUCGAAGAUGAGUUGAACAAGGAUGCAAUCCAUCCCAACUACACGGUUCAAGUUCGCUGGAACAUCGGUAUUAUCACAGGGAUCAUCAUGUUUCUGAUCGGGAUGACCACCUUCGAUUGCUACGUUACUGUGCUCAAUGGCUACGUUACCUUCGACUACUGGCUGAUAACCAUCUUUCCUCACUUAGUCAAUGUCAUAGCAGUCACCAAGGCUGUUCUGCUUCUGCUUUACGUUAACUCUCGUUUCAAAAUAUUGAACGAACUUCUGCUCAUGGAACAGAAUAACGUCCCUGAUCACAGAAAGGCCCCGAUGAAGCUCCGUGCCUCGACCUGCUUCAUACGAACCUCGAAACAAAACCUCCACGUAGUUGAAUUCCACGAUGUCAGUCACAACAAAUACUACUGGCUACCCAAGAUCCUAUAUCGCUACAACGACCUGCACGACAUCUGCAAACUACUCGACAAGUACUUCGGUUUGCUGUUCUUAAUCACCUUUACGUCGAUCUUCAUCAUCACCACCAUUCAACUGUACUACAGCUACACCAUCCUGUACUGGUUCACCGGCAAGAACGGAUUCACCAUCUGGUCCCUGAUGGUCUGCUUCAACACCAUCGCCAUGAACCUUUCCGUGCUGCUGACCAUUGUCCUGCUCUGCGAAAACAUUUCCAACCAUUCAAAAGUGGCAAACGACCUCGUCGCCGACCUUCAACUUCGCGGAUCACGUCACAUGACCUCCGAGGAAAUCAUCAAGAUAACGACACCCUUUCAGACGGCCAACAAGAUGUUCAAGUUCUCAGCGAUGGGAUUUUUCUUCAUCGAUUGCAACAUGCUGUGCGGGAUGAUUGGAGCGAUUACCACAUAUUUGGUUAUUUAUAUACAAUUUUAUAUUUUAUAUGCCGAUGAGGUGAAGAAAUCGAUUUUUGUGUCGCGUUUUUCAAUGAUGUAA